Messenger RNA from Sitophilus oryzae (rice weevil), 1487 nucleotides. Its product is annotated as nucleoporin-like protein amo1. The transcript is spliced from 3 exons. The record is from RefSeq and is a predicted model, not a curated record. The coding region runs from base 97 to 1374 and encodes 425 amino acids. Gene Ontology annotation, molecular function: metal ion binding. NCBI's taxonomy places the organism in Eukaryota, Metazoa, Arthropoda, Insecta, Coleoptera, Curculionidae.
UUCCUCUGAAUAACCUCAAAAUGAGAAAAUAAUAACAGUGGUUUUUUUUAAAAUUAAUAAUUUCUGAAUUUUAUUGGAUGAUAAGAUUUACUAGAUAUGGUUAUUUGCAAAUAUUAUUUACAAGGUAUAUGUAAAUUUGGAAGCAGUUGUUAUAAUGAACAUCAAAAUCCACAGAAUUAUGUGGAUAAUAGGCAGUCAACGUCAAUUUUGCGCCAAUCAAAUUUUGGGGCUCCUCAACAUAUCCCUCAACCUAGCAAACCUACAGGAAAUGUUGAUCUAAAUACACUAAUAAAAGCAGUGAUUACAGAUACAACAGGGGCUGAAAAAGGUGGGCAAUGGCUUCUUUCAUGUUAUGCUCCGUAUAAGGAGAAACCUGCUUUCCCUGGUUUUGAAGAUACCAGCCCAGAAGAAAUUAGAUUAGGUUUUUAUGAAGCACAAAAAAAUGGAACACUGGAUCAAUAUAAACAACAACUCCAAGGAUUACAUCAAAGAGAACUUGCGAAAAUACGAGCAUUACAAAAUCCAGAUAAAGAAGUUAUUAAUAUUUUGCAAUGUAUCUAUAACACUCCACCAUCAAGCUACAGUGGGACUUAUGGAGAAAACAGCAUUACUCAAGCCAGUAAUACAGGUCAACUAGUAUAUGGAGCUCAAACUAAUCCCACAUAUACUUUAAAUGAUAACAUUUUCAAUAGACAGCAAAAUAAUAGAAACAUUUUUGGAGGAAACUCAAAAGAUGUCUUUAAUACUUCACAACCUCAAGCUCAAGCAACUUUAUUUAACAGUUCAGCUGCCAAUGUAUUUAGUCAUAAUCAAAAUAAUAUAUUCAACAAUCAAGUAAAUUCAAAUAUAUUUACAAAUACAAAUUUGCAAGUGAAUAAUACAAAUGCAGCGGCCCCCCAAAUGAGUGGGAAUGUAUUUGCAACAUCAUCUGGUAUUUUUUCUGGCGGGAGUCAAAAUUUAUUCAGUACACAAAAUACUAAAAAUGUCUAUGGUGAACCACCAAAAGCUUUACUUAACCAACAACCAAAUAUAUUUAAACCUACAAAUCAAACAAAUAAUAUUCAAGUACAAAAUAUUUUGACUUCACAACAACCUGCAAAUCUAUUCAACUCUAAUCAAAACGUUUUUGGGACUGUACCAAACUUACAAGAAACUCAGUCAAUUGUAGAUACACAGAAAUACUCUGCGUCUAUAUUUGGAACUCAAAUUUUUAAUGUAAAUCCUGUGAGCGAUCAAAACAAUAUCGACGAAACUCUUUAUUCCAAGGAAGAAGAAUUAACCGAUAUAGAAAAAAAAUGGUUUGAAAGUGAUAGUAUUGAUUUAAUGAAUAUUCCCUCUAAGCCACCAAUCUAUAAUAUGUGUUUUAAAACAUAAUUAUUUUGAGUUGUACAAGGAUUCUCUAAAUAUUUCUUAUUCCAGUCUAUAGAAACAAAUGACUUUAAUGUAUAUAAUUUACUAACAUCUGAAAUAUACAUAUUAAUUAUCUA